AUGAUGCCAAUACUAAAGAGAGGAAAGAACAAGUCAAAAGCUUCCAGCUACCGCCCUAUAAGCCUAACAAGCAGUUGCUGUAAACUGAUAGAACGUAUAAUCAACAAGCGCAUGCAAGUCUAUUUAGAAUCGGAGAAGAUCAUUGGACAUGAACAAGCAGGCUUUAGACAAUACAAAGGUACAGAAGACCAGACAACACAUCUAGCACAGGUUAUUGAAGAUGCCUUCCAAGCCAAAAAAGUAACACUUGCUGUAUUCAUAGAUCUACAAAAAGCCUUUGAUAAAGUAUGGAAAGAUGGACUACUAGUAAAAUUGCUCAGAUCUGGAAUCGGUGGUAGAAUGUACAAAUGGAUCAAAUCAUAUUUGAACAACAGAAAAGCCAGAGUUUUGGUUGAUGGACAGUGUGGGAAAAAAGUCCUUCUACGACAAGGGGUUCCACAGGGAGGAGUACUCCCGCCGACCCUUUUUAUCCUCUAUAUGAACGAUCUUGUUCAACAGCUACCAAAAGGUGUACGCACAGCCCUUUAUGCAGACGAUCUUGUUCUCUGGUGCUCAGAGGAAUAUACAACCACAGCAAAAUACAGAAUACAAACUGCUUUAGACAGGGUAGUGACAUGGGCUGAGCAAUGGUGUGUUACAAUCAACAGGGAAAAAACAACUGGAACUCUGUUCUCACUCUCCCAGAAAAACCAAUCUGUACAGCUUAAUCUGGGCAGCACAUCACUAGAGAUUGAAGACCAACAAACAUAUCUUGGAGUAACCUUUGAUAAAAGAAUGACAUGGAAGCAGCAUAUAACAUCAGCUGAAGCAAAAGCAAGAAGAAAACUAAUCAUCAUGAGGAAAUUGGCAGGAACAAAUUGGGGUGCCAAUGAAAAAAUAUUAAAAUCAGUUUACCAGGGGAAUGUUCGUCCACAUCUCGAAUAUGGAUCUACCUCAUGGAUGACAGCAGCAAAAACCCACCUACAGACCUUAGACAAAGUACAGAACCAGGCACUACGAAUCAUCACAGGUGCCAUGAAGUCAACCCCAAUACAUAGUAUGGAGGAGAUAACAAACAUAACUCUGCUAAGUAAGAGAAGGGAGUGCAAUGCAAUGUUACAAGCCGCAAAAUACUGCUGUACUGAAGAUCACCCAAUGAAUAAUAGACUAACGCAACUCUCAUCAGGCAGACUGAAAAGAUCAAGUUUUGUAUUAGAGACAAGAGCUUUACAAAGAGAACAUCAUGAAUCGCUACCAAAGCAAGUCAAACCUAUAGCCUUUUCUGUAAAUGACUACCCUACUGAAGAUAAACUGAGAAAUGUCAGCAUUCAGACAUCAGUACCAAACAUCACAUCCAAAGAUGAACAAUCUGAUAUUGUAAAGAAAACUCACACUAUGACCAUGCUAAAAGAACAGUACCCCUCUGAAUUUUGGAUAAGAGUAUUCACGGACGGAUCAGCCACAAAUGCAAUAAAAAACGGAGGGGCUGGUAUAUACAUCCAAUAUCCAAAUGGAGAGCGACAAUCUGAAGCAAUACCAACAGGCUUGCAUUGUUCCAACUAUAAAGCUGAAGAAAAAGCCAUCAGUCAUGCUGCACAUACCAUCACAGACAAAGUCAAUAUCACAACUCCAGUUGUUUUCCUUACAGAUGCUCUGUCUGUAUUACAGGGAUUGACAAACAACAAGCUACCAUCAAUAGAACAGGCGCUAUUUAACAUUCAAAGUCGCAUAACAGUGCUACAAUGGAUCCCUUCGCACUGUGGAGUCUAUGGUAAUGAACAAGCUGACAUUCUCGCAAAACAAGGUGCCGGACAACAACAGGAGGAAAACCCAGUCUGCCUUGCAGAGAUGAAAACCAUAAUAAAAUCUCUGUACACAAAAUCCAACCAUCAAGACAGUUACCACCAUCUGUCGAGACCUGAACAAACUGUCAUAUUCAGACUGAGGACAGGACACAACAGACUAAACAAACAUCUGAACAGAGUGAUGAAAGUGGUACCAUCCUCAAUGUGUCCCUGUGGUGAGGCAGAACAAGAUACAACACAUAUUCUACAGACAUGCAAGAACCAUCAGGCAUUGAGACAAAGGAUAUGGCCAUUACCAACAACCAUCCAGGAAAAGCUAUUUGGAACAGUGGAGGACUUACGGAAGACCACCAGAUUCGUAGAGGAAGCAGAAAUCCAAGUGUAG
This is a messenger RNA of Ostrea edulis (European flat oyster), 2169 nucleotides long. RefSeq lists its product as uncharacterized. Bases 1 to 2169 code for a protein of 722 amino acids. The transcript has a single exon. NCBI's taxonomy places the organism in Eukaryota, Metazoa, Mollusca, Bivalvia, Ostreida, Ostreidae. Gene Ontology annotation, molecular function: nucleic acid binding; RNA-DNA hybrid ribonuclease activity. The record is from RefSeq and is a predicted model, not a curated record.